AUGGCUAAUGUAAUCAAAUUUCAAUUAAGAGUGACCACACACUCCGAAAUAGCGUUUGACAAAAUGUUGCGCCCACUCAAUGGGUUUGGCGAUAAAGAGUACCCACUUGCUAAUACUACUGAACUAUUACAGCUAAAUUGUCAAAGCCUGAUAGGAGCAUGUGCACACGAGCAUUUCUUAAAAUAUUUAAAUGGUGACUACGGCAAUGUCAAAAAAGGCCCCUUGGUCAACCAGUUUACUGACCAAUACGCUAGAUAUAUAACUACCGGGUGGGUCACGCUGUGUACUAAUAUAAUGGGUGAGACUAAAGUUGAAAAAUACAUACAACUUCGCAAAGAAAUACACGACGUAAACUAUAAGCUAGAACCUGCGCGCGAAGGAUUAACCAAGGCACUAUUGAACGUAUCUGAUCCGGGAACUAAAUACAGAAUCAAUGAUGUCACAUGGUGA
Molecule: messenger RNA, 450 nt
Organism: Medioppia subpectinata
Lineage: Eukaryota; Metazoa; Arthropoda; Arachnida; Sarcoptiformes; Oppiidae
Source: the annotation of a GenBank genome assembly